Metopolophium dirhodum (rose-grain aphid) is the source of this 1214-nucleotide messenger RNA. RefSeq lists its product as uncharacterized. The coding region runs from base 226 to 966 and encodes 246 amino acids. The record is from RefSeq and is a predicted model, not a curated record. The transcript has 5 exons. NCBI's taxonomy places the organism in Eukaryota, Metazoa, Arthropoda, Insecta, Hemiptera, Aphididae.
AUUUGUUUCAUCAUUAUUAAAUUAGUUGUUUCCCAAUCGUGUUAGUGCGUGUACUUACGGUGUACGAAUAAUUACAAAUAAUACACGCGUAGCAACACAUUUAACUUUUAAGCUAUAUAAUAAUAAUCUAAAAUUCUAUAACAAAAAAAUAUAUUUAUCAUUUGCUAAUUUUGUAAGUUCUUUUCCGUUAAUAAUCAUUUUAAGUUGUGGUAUUUUGUUAAUAUUAUGAAGACUUGCUUCGGAUGUUGUUCACUACACCAUGGCGUCACUGCGAUUGCCCUUAUAAACAUUGUUUGGAAUAUUACGGAAGCGUUAAAACACAUUUAUCACCGUGUUGAAGAGUAUGAACGAUUUAAGUGGAUUAUCAAUUCAAAUGGCAGUACUUCGGUUUCUCCCGAUGACAACAGCACUGCAGAAUAUGAGUCUUCUGACUACUUUUCUGAUAUCGAAAGAAUACCUGUCAUGAGUGGAAUAUAUAUGGACUACGUGUUCAUAAUUACAGUCAGUUGGGUCGUUUUGGAAUUCAUCUCGAAUUGCUGUCUCAAGCAAUCCACCUUUAAACGUGCUCCUCAAAAAAUCUACCUGUGGCUAGUAAUUUAUUACGCGAAUUUGUUGUUUAUGGUAUUGCAUUUGGUCUAUUAUACAAUGUUGAUGACGACAAAUUCAAUUCUAGUAUACACAUUAUUUUCACGGACAAAACAACAUUUUGGACAUUUUUUCGUGAAAUUGAUAUACAUAGCUAUUAUAAGUCUUGAGAUCGCUAUAAUCCAAUCGUACUAUAUUUCUGAAAAAAAAAAUAUGCUAAAUGACAUCAUACAACUCAAAUGGAAAUACGUAUCACGAGGAAAAAUGGUAUCGAAAGGUGUCGAUUAUUCUUCGUCGUCAGCUUUCAAUGAAAGAAUAUCUGGUCAAACCCAAGAAGGAUCUAGAAUACCGCCGUACAUAACCAAUAUCAUACAGAAUUAACUGUACUAUCACGUUUUCAACAUAGCUCCAUGCUCAACAAUUAAAAUUGACAAAAAUGCAUAUUAUCAUGUUGCAUUUUAAAAACAAUUUAAAUUUAUUGGUUUUAAAAAUUUGUCAGUUUCAUUUUUUAAAUGUAAAUUUGUAAAUGAUAUUAUUCCAUAUUAUAUAUCCUCAAUUAAAUACAUGAUAGUAUGUAAUAACUUUCUAACUAUAUUAAAUUAAGUACUCGAGUUUUGAGUCCAUCCAAC